This is a messenger RNA of Magallana angulata, 8178 nucleotides long. RefSeq lists its product as uncharacterized. The record is from RefSeq and is a predicted model, not a curated record. The transcript has 9 exons. NCBI's taxonomy places the organism in Eukaryota, Metazoa, Mollusca, Bivalvia, Ostreida, Ostreidae. Gene Ontology annotation, biological process: protein polyubiquitination; negative regulation of translation; proteasome-mediated ubiquitin-dependent protein catabolic process. The coding region runs from base 2818 to 5535 and encodes 905 amino acids. Gene Ontology annotation, molecular function: zinc ion binding; translation repressor activity; ubiquitin protein ligase activity.
AAUUUGCUUCUGACACCACUGAUACAUGUACAUGUAUAUAACCUUUCCUUACAACAAGUGGCAGUGUGCGGUGGUUUUGCUGCUGAAAUAAACACGAUUGCUGGUGUCAGACAUGGUGUCAGAAACUGACAUCUGUUAAAUGAUGAAACCUAUUAAAAUUGCAAACAAGUCACAAAGUCACUGACAAAAUGCAUCAAUUUCUGACUGGGCAGGAAUGGUAGAGGUAGCAUUUAUGGCCGUCUAAAAUUUAUGCCGUACAUUAAUUCUUUGAAAACGUGAUUAUUUAUAAACAGUAUAUGCAUUUUGAAAUAAAUGAAGUAAUCAGACCAUGCAGUGUGAAUGGGCGGUGAACUGGUGAAUUAACUUGUGGUGCAUUAGUUUAUGAUGGGCAUUAUCUUUCUCCAAGUGUCUGACCGAAGAGAAAAGAUUCUUUUAGUAGUUGUAAAUAUAGGAAUGUUAUAAUCAUUUGUGGCAUCAAACCUGUUUUAUACAUGUAUGUGCAAACGUGGAUCAACCCACCCCACGGUACACCAACCAACUCGUAUAUAUAUACAGAUCGUUUCUAUAAUAUUCAACACAGCCCUUUCUAUAAAGGUUGAAUAUUUCCUUUUCUAAUGUCGUUUGUUUAGUCUUUCGUUAUCCUUUUUUUCCCUGACUACAGGUCGGUUGAAUCCCCCCUAACUCAAAAAAGUUAUAUCUUUGAGUAUAUUAAUGACUGAAAUAAAGAUAUAGUUACGUAAUAUUAACUCGCUAAAUUGUAGUUAUAGCUAAUUAUAGCAUUAAAACGGAAUUUAUGAAUAGUUAUCAAUAUUUAAUUAUUUAUUAUAUUCAUUAUCUGGGACCGAAACUAAUUGGGGUAGAAAUUAUUGGAUGCCGAAACGUCCAAACAUUGCUGCAACAAUGCGGCAAUAUUGCGGCAAUAUUACAGCAACACAUUUUUGGUACCAGAAACCAGAUUUUAAUACUAUAGUCUGUCCCAAGAUAUUUAUGCUGCAUUUUUGAACAAUUUUUAAUAAAAAUACACAUUUCUGUGACUGAAGUGCAAUUAAAAUCGAUGAAAGGGAAAAUUACCAAGAUAACUUCAUUCACACAUUAUCAUUUUUCCCUCGUAAAAAUUCACAGGAACGAAAACAGAUUUCCUACGGAGAUUUAUAAUGGGGAAUGUUGACAUCUUUUCUCCAUUCGGAAGUACUCGGGACACCUCGCGCAAUUUUUAAACGUUAUCAUCCGGGCGUCUUCAUCUCCUUGGCAAUGGAAAAACCUCGUAGACUUUUUUAUUUUUAGCCGUGUACUGAUACCCGACAAGCUUGAGGGGGCGUUUCAAAGGGGAAAUCUUGGGAUUUUUUCAUACUAUUGAAUGAACAUCGUCUGAACCAAGAGGUAUUUAUAUUGAAUAAUUUAAGAAAAUAAGCGGCAAAAAUAUCUUGGGACAGACUAUACUGAAAUGUUGCCGCUAGCUGCAACAACUUCUGGUAACAUUGUGGCAAUACUGCUGGAGUUUUGCCGCUAGUGGCAAUAACUUCUGGCAGCAUUCUGGCAAUACUAUUAGAGUUAUUUCUGUAAAAAAUUAUAUUAACAUGCACCUAGAAUAUUGCCACUAGCUGCAACAACUUCUGGUAAUAUUCUUACAAAAGUGCUUAAAAGCCAUGUUCUUUCAACUAUCAGUUAUUACUAUAAACAACAGGUGCCUAAACAUUUGGGGCCUAAACAUCUUGGGGCCUAAACAUCUAACCUGGGGCCUAACCGUCUUGGGGCCUAAACAUGUUGGGGCCUAAACGUCUGCAAUUCAUUCUAUCACCAGAGGUCGUGCUGCUUCGCUGUAGCACGACCUCUGGUGAGAGAAUGCAUUUGGCCGUGUAAUGAACAGACGACUUUUUACAUGUAGGAAAGAGCAAGGACGAUUUUAUUGAUUAAGUUUAAAUUGUGACUGUUUGAGAAAAGAAAUAUGUAAGUUUGCUUAAAUUAUGUUUACAUUGUACGAUGUGAUCUGCUUUGUAAUUUAUUUUCCCCUCAAACAACUUGUAAUUACAUGUAGGUAUAGGUUAAUGUUAGGACUUCCGUAUGAUACCAGUGACCAGGAAGUUUCUAAAAUUUUUACUCUGUACUUGAGAGGUAUUUUAAAAAACCAAAAACUAAUGCAAAUUCGUUUGUCUCAUCUCCAUGAGAAAAACGAAUCGGACACUUGGUUAGCGAAGAUGUGCAACAUCCGGUAUUGAACCAAAUUUAUAUCAAUGAAAAAUUAAUUAUCGUGAUGUUGUAUAGGAAUCAAACCCGGGACCCGUGCAUAGUCAGACAAUUUACCACUGAGGCGAUAUGAUAGGCAUGGUCCAUAACCCUGACCACCACACAUGUAUCCGACAAUACAGGCACAGAUUUUGGCCAGUGGAAGUGAACGCAUGACAGCCAUCUACAAUAAGUGAUAAGAACAGAACAUAUAUAAAGUAAACAAGCCCAGAUGAUAUCGUUGAAAAAUUGCGCGAUGUAUUCCGAGUGUAAUCCAAUUGGAGUAAAGAUUUAAACAUUCCCCAUUAUAAAUCUCCAUAAGGAAUCUGUUUUCGUUCCUGUGAAUUUUUCUGAGUGACAGUUGAUAAUGUGUCAAUGAAAUUAUCUUGGAAAUUAUCCCUUUCAACUAUUACAAGUGCACUUCUUUCACAGGUUUUAUCCUCAUUCAAGGUAGAAACAUCUGGUCCAUUAAUGGAAAACCAUCAAAUAGUCGUGGUAUAAUCUAUACAGUAUGGUUUUCAAAGAUACAGUAGACAAGAGAAAGAAAAGAGGAAUUGUAUAUGGCAAGGAUUAAAGACCUAGACCCUCCAGACCAUGGACCCAGCAAGUACAACAUAUAGAGUACAUCAGUGCUCUAAGUGUCCGGGGGGCACGGAGUACUAUUGUGUAUCGUGUCCAUAUGAUCUGUGUCAAAAGUGUAAAGAAAACCAUGUGAAAAACCUCAAAACAAUAGACCACAAUGUUGCCACAUAUCGUGAUAAAUUCAACUAUAUCCCAAAACAAGAGAUUUGUGUGAGACAUCCUAGCCAUGUUUAUAUAAAGUACUGUGAACCUUGUCAAGUUCCUGUGUGUGAUUCUUGCUUUGAUCAUAAAUCUCAUAGAUUCCCAGUUUCUCUCUUUCGACAAAGUAAGCACAAGAUUCUUAGCUUACAAGGAGCUUAUAAAACAAAGCAACAACAACACAGAGGAACCAUUUACACCAUCAGAAGUGAGGCUCUCUUUUACAGACCUGUUCUCCUGCCAGGAAUCACAGAUGACAUCAAAACCUGUCGCACAGAAUUCUCCCGCUAUCAAUCAGAGAUGUUAACAAAGGCCCAGAAACUGAAUGAUCUCAUUAACUAUGUGGUAUAUGAUCUAUUGAACAAUGUGUUUUGUGACUUUAAUUUCAAACACAGAUGUUUAAAACAGAAGAUGGAAACAAACAGACAUAUAGUCAGCCUACAGAGAUAUGUACACAUGUAUGAACAGUCAACAUUCAGUGCGCUACAAUUCCUCUCCUCUAUAAAGACAGCCCUCCCCCAGAUACAUCUUACACUCCACACCAGCCAGCUCUCCAUGACUGAGUCACUCAACAAGGAGGAUGUGAUGGAGUCACUGAGUGCAAUCCAAAUCACAGAGAGAGGAAACCGACGCGUAGGAAACCAGUGUCUGCUGAAACUGACGUCUGGUGCUGAGUUCCAUCAAUCUCUCACAGUGACAGGUGUUGAUGGUUGUGAUCACAUUUCCUGUGUGACAUCAGACCGGGUCUGGGUCAGUUAUAGAAACAAUCUCAUGUUGACAGACACAACAGGUGUCCCUCUACAUCGUGUGGAGGAUUCAUGUCGUGGUUUAUAUAGUGGAUUCCACACAGUGAACAGUGAGAGUGAACUGAUCUAUAUAGAUAGGAAUUAUAACAUCAACAAACUAUCAAAGGAUAUGAAAACAACCACCACAUUUAUAGAGAGAACAAACCCUACAAGGAGACCACGGUGUGUGUACUGGUCCCCGUCCACUGGGGAUCUACUGCUCGGGAUGUAUAACGAUGAUACAAAGACAGGCAAGGUAACCCGGUACAACCAGAGUGGACAACUCACACACACCAUACAGAAAGACAACACCGGACGGGGACUGUAUAGUGUACCUCUCUAUAUAACAGAGAACAACAAUGGGGAUGUCGUAGUGUCUGACGCGUUCAGUGCUGUAGUGGUGACAGAGCGUGGAGGAAGACAUCGUUUCUCCUACACAGGACAUCCAUCAGGAUCAGGACUACGGUCACGUGGAAUCUGUACUGACGCGCUGUCACACAUCCUGGUGUGUGAUGAUACAACCCAUACAGUACAGAUGAUAGACGAGGACGGUCAGUUCCUGUCACAUCUACUGAUAAGACCAUCAGGGAUAUUCUCACCAUUGAGCCUGAGUUAUGAUGUCAUCACUCACCGUAUCUGGGUCGGAUCAGGGAACAACAACACGGUGGUUAUAUACAGGUAUAUCACCAGACAGGACGCUCUGACAGACACUGCUGAUAAACUCCACAGCAGCCAGCUCUCCAUGACUGAGUCACUCAACAAGGAGGAUGUGAUGGAGUCACUGAGUGCAAUCCAAAUCACAGAGAGAGGAAACCGACGCGUAGGAAACCAGUGUCUGCUGAAACUGACGUCUGGUGCUGAACUCCAUCAAUCUCUCACAGUGACAGGUGUUCAUCGUUGUGAACACAUUUCCUGUGUGACAUCAGACCGGGUCUGGGUCAGUGGUAGAUACAAUCUCAUGUUGACAGACACAGCAGGUGUCCCUCUACAUCGUGUGGAGGAUUCAUGUCGUGGUGGUAAAGGAUUACACACAGUGAACAGUGAGAGUGAACUGAUUUAUAUAGAUAGGAAUUAUAAUAUUAAGAAACGAUCAAAGGAUAUGAAAACAACUAAAACAUUGAAAAAGAAAACAAUAUUCUCUAAAUGGGAACCACAGUGUGUGUACUGGUCCCCGUCCACUGGGGAUCUACUGGUCGGGAUGUGUAACAAUGAUACAAAGACAGGCAAGGUAACCCGGUACAACCAGAGUGGACAACUCACACACACCAUACAGAAAGACAACACAGAACUGGGACUGUAUAGUGAUCCUCGCUAUAUAACAGAGAACAACAAUGGGGAUGUCGUGGUGUCUGACUCGUUCAGUGCUGUAGUGGUGACAGAGCGUCGAGGAAGACAUCGUUUCUCCUACACAGGACAUCCAUCAGGAUCAGGACUAUUGCCACGUGGAAUCUGUACUGACGCGCUGUCACACAUCCUGGUGUGUGAUUGGGUAACCGACACAGUACAGAUGUUGGACAAGGACGGUCAGUUCCUGUCACAUCUACUGACAAAAUCACAAGAGAUGGGUGAACCAUGGGGCCUGAAUUAUGAUGUCAACACUCACCGUCUCUGGGUGGGAUCACGGGACAACAACAAGGUGCGUGUCUACAGUUAUAUAGACACACAGGACGCUCUGACAGAUGAGGAUACAUACUCAAGAGAUGAGGAUGUCUUUUACAGCUCAACACCAGCCGUAGAAUGGAGAUAGCUUGGAUAUUGACAGGUGAGCAAACUUUAUCUCCAUGCCUUGUGGUGGAGUAACUGCAGCUUGACUUGUUACAGAGAAAAGGAAAAAGGGUCAUAUCACUUCUAUUCUAGUGACUUGCACUGGCUUCCACUAAAAUUCCUUCCUACAUACAAAACUCUUGUGUACGCCUACCUAGCAUUGCGUGGAUCGGGUCCAGGACAAGAACUGAUUAUUAUCCGUAAAAUAAACCGAAUCCUACGAUCCGACGGAAGCUUGCUACUUAAUUUAUCGAGGGUGUGCACUUAAAGGACAAUUUGUCUAUGGUGAUCAUUCCUACUUACGACAGUCUUCCAAUGUGUAUUCCUCAUGCGUAAUCCGUUCAAAGUUUUUAAAAGACAAUUAAAUACAAUUUUUCUAAUUAGCAUUUAAUUAACUUUUGAGAAUUAUUAAUCUUGUGAUUUUUUUGGUUUGAAUUUUAAUUAUCCUCAUUGUUAUUUGUUGUAAAAUAAUGUUCAAUACUAUUAUUUUUUAAGUGACCUAUACAUGUACUAUGUUUUAUGUCACGUCCAUUUUAUAUAAAGUUCGCUAGAGUGAUUAUGUUAUUAUAUGGAGCGCUACAAAACUUAUUUAUUUAUUAGGGCCCCGCAAGGAUUUGCGGGUGCCCUAUAGUAAUCACUCUGUCCGUCCGUCCUUCUGUCCGUCCGUCCGUCUGUCACUCUUCCGUCCACAAAUUUCCUGUUUUUUUCUAAUAACUUUUUUUAUGGUUGCCCAAUCAAGUUCAAAUUUGGUAUGGUAGUUCAGUAGGCAGAAAUACAUAUUUUGAUGCUAAGUUUGGUUCUCUAUAUCUUCUGGUUUGGAGCUGGGGUGGUGGGGUAGAUUCCUAACUAUGCAUAAGAAGAAUGGGCAAAGAGAGAUAACUGCUGAGAAUGAAUGGGCAAAGAGAGAUAACUGCUGAGAAUGUUACCAUUGUAUACAUGGAAGGCUGUGCAAUAUUUGUCCUUUGGGAUUAAUUAACCUUCCACAGGAAGAAAAUCCUAAGCUUUAUCUUUAUCUGUCACAUUGAGAUUAAUUACUGCACUGCCUGUGUCUGCAAAUGAACUUUGUUUUGAAGUUAAGGUCAAUUUUGAAUGAUGUGUAGUAUUGUGUACAUUCUUUGAAAUAUGGAUUUGAAAUAUAAUAUUCAUAUUUUUUUUGGUUAAAAUACCGUACACAAUGAUUUAUGAUAGUUUUAUUGAAUAGAGGCAAAGCCUAGGUAUCAUUGCAUUGGUAUCAAUUCUUUGUUUUUUUAACAAAUUUUAUUUCAUCCCAUGUUAACCCACUUUAUCCCGUGGAUAUGACUCAUUGGAUAUUUUUUUGAUAUUCCACAGUUAUGACUUUACAAUGGGAUUUGCCUAGGCAUAAUGAAGUAAAAAUAAUGUAGAGUUUUAUAAACAGUGUAAACAUUGAUUGCGGUGUAUAAAAUAUGGGAUAAAUAGAAACUCAUGAUUUGUAGUAUAAUAUGAUUUUUAUCCAACUUGUGUGUUUUAUCCCCUCACUAAGGCUCAAGAAAAAAACACUUUAAUUGUUGGAUGAAAAUCAUAUCCAACUACAAAUCACGAGAUCCUAUAUAUUCCAGUUCUUUACAUCUUCUGCCGGGCAUUUAUUUUUCAUCAUUGUUAAUAUAAAGAGGAUGGAAUUCAAAGUUUUUUUCACUUCUCUAUAUUAAUUGUCAUAGCGGGGCCCUUCCUGACUGGUCAGUUUUCUAGUUACUAUUUUAUUACAUAUGUUAUGGUAAUAUAAAGUUUCACUAAUGGACUCUGUGUUCUUUGUAUAUGACUUACGCACUAAUCAGUGAUUGUAAUUUUUAUAAGUUUUAUAUAGGUAAAACUUUCUGUAGAUUGUAAUAGGUAUAGUAUCAGUAUUUAUACACUUUUUCCCUGUAUUUAUAUCCUUUGACAUUUUUUUAAAGGGCCGGGUGCAGUUUGGUGAAAGGUUAAAGCUGUCCCUUGAAAUUUUUGCUGUGUGUGACAAAGUUUUAUUUUUUAUUUUUGAGAAGUACACAGGCAAUCUUGCAUAUUAGCUUAAUGUCAUAGUCAAAUGGGAAUAACUCAAAUCUGUAUAUUUCAGUUUUAAGAUGGUAUCAUGUUGUGACGUACUAUAUUCUGAAAUAAACAAUAAAAUGAAGUUUAAUUUAUAAAUAGUUUCUUCUUAAAUUGUCAUCAAAAAGUUUUAGAAAAUAGUUUUAGUUAAAUAUUGUAAAAUUUAAAAACUCUGAAUCGGUGAAAGUAUUUUGAUAAUAAUGUACUUUUUCACACUAUCAUUGACAGCUGUCCAAUACCUCCCUAAAUAAAAAGAGUUAGUCACCCUCUUAGAACCUUAAGAUAAAGUCAAAGUAUAUAUUGUGAUAGUUCAUGUAUUAUUGAGGUUAACAGAACGAAUCUGAUGAAUAUACACUACACCAAAAAUAUAUUUCAAUAUGAAAGAAGCAUUGCUCUAAUACAGGAGAGAAUUUAGAAACACUGAGUGAAUGUUUUGCACUUGAAAACUUUUUAAGGAGUUGUUCGCCCUUUAUUAAAAUUAAAAACAAAUCAUUUUCUUAAAUUUGUACAAUAGUCUGUUUCAAGUUAUUGCUUCCUUCAUAUUUUGAAGAUUUUUGAUUAAAAUAAACAAGCCUGUCAAUGAAGU